AUGCGGUCGCCGUCUCGCGCUGCUCUCUGCGACCCGUCGCUUCGAUCUCGUCGAACGGCACGACCAUCGAUGGAAACGAGAAAGAGAAAGGCAACCAAGUGCGUUUCUCACCCAAAAAACGUCGGAAAACGCAGCAAAGCGGCAAUCUCUCUGACGACGUCGAAGGUCGACGAUGACGUCGAGACGCGGCGUCCCAUCCUCGUCGGCCGACCCGACGUUCUCAGCUUCGACGCUCUGCCCGACGCCGUCAUUCUGGCCGUGAUCGAGCUGUUGGACGUGCGAGACGUCGUCGCCCUGGCGAGAACGUGCAGACGAUGUCGAGACGUCGGUCUGUCGUUACCAAUGUGGAGAUCACAUUGUAAGCGUCGCUUCAACAUUCUUGGUUGUCCAAAAACUAAAUGUUAUUCGGAAGUCUAUGAGUUGUUCCAUAAGGUCAGUGUUGUGGCUAGCUGCAAGUACCAGUGGACUGUACAGCCCGAUCAAGAUUACUGGAUGCUCGUGUUCUGUGCUGCAACAACUGACUCAAAGGAAGUACAAUAUCUUGGUCUUGGUUCGGAAGUCUUGCCGACGACAUUGUUUAGAGGAAAGGCUAUGAAGCUUUGGGGAUUGUCUAGUGAUGAAUUGAAGAAGUACUACAAAGGAGAAAUCAUCCACUUGAAUCAUGGAGCUCGAACUAUGUACAUCUGGAAGGAUCUCUACCAGGCUGCACUGGAGAAGUAUGGCUCGAGAGAGAAUCUUCAGGUGGCAUUACUGAAACGCUGUUUUCGUAUUCGCUUGGCUGUGAAUAUGGAGUUUGACCAAAGUACAAAAGAGCGACGCCUUCGUAACUAUGAGAAAUGGUGGCAACGAAAUCAAUCACUGGCAGCAUCUCUCACUCGUCACAUGCCGAGCAUAUACGACGUUUCACUUGCUGUGCCGUAUUUUCAUUUGCAUUCGGUGACGGACGACUAUCGUGUUGGUCACCAUCCGGCAUCAGUAAAACUACGCACCGUCCAUCACUACGCCACAUUCUGUCACACCCUACAAAGCUGGCUGAGCAAGAUAUCCGACGUCGACAUCCAACGACAGAUGUUGGAUGAAUACACGUCGUGUCUAAAGUACAUCUAUUCUAAGCUGUCUGCAAGGACAUUUAGAGAGUUCGUCGAUGCAACCAGCUUCUUCAAGGCCGCCCUGGAGUUCUACGGGCAUUUGAAACCGGUACUAAUGUGGCAGUAUGAAAAGGGAAGGGCUUACCAGGCACACCAUCGUCCCAGCAGUGUCAUCAAAGAGCAUCCAAGCUACAAGAAGUACAUGUUUGAUGGCGACAAAACUGCUUUGGCAUCACUCAAAGCAGCAUUCGAACAUCAAGAACGUCUUCGACUUUUUCUCGACGAUAACCGAUGGCUAACUCAGCCGCUGAUGGAUCGUAUCGAACAGGAAGCUCUGACCGACUCACAGUCAGGACUGUUCAAGGAUCUUCUGCAAGGAAUCCGUGCUGACUCGGGGAGUAAGGCGAUACUGGAUGCUGUCAAGUCGUUUCUCGAUUCCGGCUCAGACGAUGAGUUUUAUGAGUUUGUGCAUCAACUGAAAGAGAAACUGACUGCCAAGGUGGAGACCUUGAAUUCUCUAGUGAAAAGCUUGGACAGGUACGUCGUGCCUGUAUCCAAGAAAACGAACAAAAAGAAAGCUCAUAAGGCAUUACAAGUUUCGACCAGAGCGACAACAGGCAGACGAAGGUCUGCAAGAUUGAUUUCCAGGAUAAACGUAGCAGGAGGCAGCAGAUCCUUGACUGAUCGGCUCCGGAAAGAAGGCAGUCCAUCACAAAUGAUCAAUGAGAUUGCCGAAUCCAAGAUGGCCGACGCACACAAUCAAUCAGGCAGUCCAUCUCAAUGUUUGGUGUCAACGUCCUUUCCUAACAACGCGUAUAACAUCCUUCUUAUCCGUCGUUUAGAAGCCGAAGACUAUUCGGGAUCAGAAAAAGAGACGCAUAGUCUUGUUGACGACUACGACACUUCGGAUUCAAUUGGCGUGGGUGUUUCCAACGUGGGAUCUACAACAGACAGUGAGAGGACAGAAAGGACCUUUGGCAACACCUCGAGCUAUAUUGCACCGAGUGAUCUGUUAUGGCCUGAAUAUGACUCUGAAGAUCUAGUCGAUGACUCAGACUCUGUACUGUCAUCAGACAUGGAGAGUAUGUUGUCGUGAAUACAGGUCUUCUGGUCAUUAAUUGUGGCUGCUGGUUAUGCUUCAUUGUGUUGAGUUGAGUUUGACGGAUUGUUAUUUUGAGUUGAUAUGGACAGACCACUGUGAUUGAGUAAGCAGUGUUUCUGACUGGAAAUUUCUUUUAGCCGCCUUAGGAAGAGAUAGUUACGUAGGUAGAUGUAUUUUGUGAUGUUUCAAAUUUGUUGUUAUGCGAUUCUCAGUAGGUGGAAUCAGUAGUUGGAAUCAGUAGUUGGAAUGGAAAUAACUUAUUUGAUUAUAUGAUUCGUUCAA
This is a messenger RNA of Corticium candelabrum, 2472 nucleotides long. RefSeq lists its product as uncharacterized. Bases 1 to 2184 code for a protein of 727 amino acids. The transcript has 7 exons. The record is from RefSeq and is a predicted model, not a curated record. Lineage: Eukaryota; Metazoa; Porifera; Homoscleromorpha; Homosclerophorida; Plakinidae. Gene Ontology annotation, molecular function: protein binding.